UGGGGAGAAGCCGUUCGGCGGCCGGGUGGAAAGGAGCGCGGAGCCGCCGCGGCGUGGCCGUUUGCCUGCCCUUCCUCCCGGGUUCUGCCUUUCUUCUUCGGCCGGCGGCAUGGUGCGGACCAAGGCGAACUGCGGAGGCACCGCCGGUGCCUAUCGGAAAGUGGUAGCUGCUAGGGCUCCCCGAAAAGUGCUGGGCUCUGGACAGGCGAAUGUUAGUCCCUCUCCUACAUCAAGGAAAGCUGAAAGUAAGUAUGUGGGAGGCAAUCCGGUAUGCAUCAGGCCGACCCCACCGUGGCAAAGAGGAAUUGGAGAAUUCUUCAGGCAAACUCCAAACCUUCUGGAAAAGGAGAACCGAGACUCGGAGGAGGAGCCGGGGUGCAGUGAAAUAGGAAAAUGCAGAAAGAAGGUACGUCCUUUGUCUCCUUAUCCUGUAGUACAGGAAGAAUCUUCUGAAGAUGAUCAAAUGUGAGCUAGUCAUGCUUCUGCUAGCAGAUCUUGUUAUGCUCUGUAUCUCAGAGUGUUGUGUAUAGUCUGUAUAUAUUACAUCCAUUCAGUCUGAACAUGAGCCUUUAUAAGCAUCUAGCAUGCUAAUCUGUUUACUAAAAUAAAGUUUACUAAAACUUGACAGACUAAGAAAAGGGAGAGGUUAUUGGUACUAUGCUCUUAGUACUUCAAUGCUUUAAUGAUUCUUAACUAGUAACUAUAUGCUUUAUAUUACAUUCGUUUUGCUUCUUUAUGCACUUACUAAAAUUCUGUGCCAUAUCAGUGUUAAAUAAUGUGCUCGUGUUUCUGUAAGAAAAUUCUGUAUUUGACUCUUGCUGUGAUUAAUAUCUAGUUUGUUCUGUGAACUAGAAAAUGCUGAACUAAUAACUCUUUUGGAUUUAAAAGAAACAAGGCCCAAGAAACUUAUCUCAUUACAGUGACAGAACGGUAGAAUUUCUUCAUGAUAUGAUAGUUUGACAGGGCCAAAUUGUGGUACGAGGGCAACAUGAAAAACAGUAAUAAUAUCAGGAAUAACAUGUUAAUGCUUCCAAAGAUUUUCCAGCUUCCUUCCAUCUCUGUUUUUGUUGUAUGCGGGGGGUGGGGAGUAAUAUCCCUGAUUAAUAAAUGAAUUUUUAAAACCCACUACAUUAUUUGUAACUGUGGAGUUGACCUAAUAAAAGUUAUAAUGCAGAUUUUUACUGAA
Molecule: messenger RNA, 1186 nt
Organism: Python bivittatus (Burmese python)
Lineage: Eukaryota; Metazoa; Chordata; Lepidosauria; Squamata; Pythonidae
Gene: PCLAF
Product: PCNA clamp associated factor
Biological process (GO): translesion synthesis; regulation of cell cycle
Cellular component (GO): nucleus
Molecular function (GO): chromatin binding
Source: RefSeq, a predicted model, not a curated record